This is a messenger RNA of Helicoverpa armigera (cotton bollworm), 1892 nucleotides long. RefSeq names its product serine/threonine-protein phosphatase 6 regulatory ankyrin repeat subunit A. The record is from RefSeq and is a predicted model, not a curated record. Gene Ontology annotation, cellular component: nucleus; cytoplasm. NCBI's taxonomy places the organism in Eukaryota, Metazoa, Arthropoda, Insecta, Lepidoptera, Noctuidae. Bases 281 to 1870 code for a protein of 529 amino acids. Gene Ontology annotation, biological process: intracellular signal transduction. Gene Ontology annotation, molecular function: protein binding. The transcript is spliced from 3 exons.
UUAUGUGUCAUUAUGACGUUGUCAUCUAAUUUAAUGUUUAUUGAUAAAGCAAGAAGCGGGAUUAACUUCGGUUGGUUCGUGUUUUGUUCACAAAUAGUUUUGUAAAUGAUUGCAGAAAAUCGCGCACAUUUUUCUUAACAAGGAUAUGUAUCUAUUGAACUACCUACACAACCAUAUUAUGUCUCUUGUACCUUCUUUUUAUCCACAAAAUAUACAUUGUCAUUUCAAGUUUUUAAUUCGUUAAAACUCCGAAUUUAAGAACGUAUUAAAAGCCUUCGUCAUGGAUUUUAGUUCUCGAAAUCCGGCUACAUCAAAUGCACUAAAUCUUGCUGCUAGAAACAAUGAUGUCGCUAAUGUGGAGCGUUUACUUCAAAAGAUAAACCCUAACUGUAUUGAUAAUAGAGGGUGGACUUGCCUGCACGAAGCUGCAUAUAACGAUAGCUAUGAAAGCGUGUUACUUAUCUUGAAAGAUCCUCGAUGCAGACCACUAGCCGAAACUCAUGAAGGGCACACCACAUUAUACUUAGCUUGUAAAAAUAAGUGUUCACUGAAGACUGUCACAGCUUUACUCAACUCUGCAGACGAUAUCGCAAACUAUGGCAGCACAGAGGGUGUGACGCCUCUGCAUAUUGCCACUAGUCAAGGUAGUGUGCAGUUAAUACAAUUGUUACUAGAGUAUGGUGCAAUUAUAGAUGUGCAAGACUUUGAUGGAGAUACACCAUUACAUGAUUCAGUGCUAGCCAUACAGAAUGAAUCGUUGGUUACUCUACUGUAUGCUGGAGCAGAUCCAGAGAUUAAAAAUGAACCCGGAUGCUUCACACCAUUCCAUCUGGCUUGUUGUAGAGGAUAUUACCCUAAUGUAGUAUCAUUGUAUCCAUUUGUCACUGAUAUCAAUGAAGUAACAGCUACAGGCGAUUCUCCAUUGACAUUGGCACUUCAGGGAUUAAAUGAAGAUAUUGUUAAUUUCUUAAUAGAACAUGGCGCUGACCCUCACAUUAAGAAUAACUAUGGUGAACAAGCUAUAGAUAUAGCAUUAAGUGUUGAUUGUAGUAUAGAGCUAUUUACAAAACUAUUUUCUAUUACAAAUACACAACAACUAAAUCCUUAUAUAAUACUUAAUGCUUGUAAGCCUCACUAUUUUAAGUUUGAGAUCUUAGAAAUGUUACUAACAAGUGAUCUGGGACCUGAAUUUUUCAAUUUUGCUGAGCCCUUCAAUAAAGAUCUAACUCUGCAUGAUGAGCAAUCAUAUUUAACCAAUGCACCAUUGAAUUCAUAUUUAAAAAUAUGUGGUUACAUUUACAAAAAGUCACCAGAAAAGUUUCGAGAGUUCUUUUAUUUGUUUCUGAUGAGGGGAGUUGAGGUGAAUCCCACUGAUGUUAGUGUAUGUCCACCACUAGUGUACGCUCAUCAUGUAAAUACAUCAUGCUUUCAAGAAGUAUUUGAAAUUCUUUUGGAACAUGGCUGCAACGUAGACUACAGCAGUUCAAUUGCGUGGACCACUAAAUGUGUUCCUGAUGCAUUUUAUGCUUCAAUAAAUGUGUAUCCCUCAUCUUUACCGAUUUUGAUACCAUACAGCAUUUUCUGUGAGCCUGCUGAUGUUCUACAGAUGGCCUAUGAGAGGGGUGUUUUGGGCAUAAUUCCACCACAAGUACAGCGUGAGCUAUUGACAAUGCUCGAUUGUGACUUGCAAAUUGUCACUGCAGAGAAUCUACAAUAUCAUGUGUUAUCUUUAAAACACCUGUGUAGAUACAAAAUCCGUGGCAUGCUUAGAAAUAUAAAGGGUGGGAUCAGAUCCACACAAAAAUUUCUUUCUGUAUUAGAUAGCAUUCCAAUACCUAAACUAUUGAAAAAUUAUUUAAGGUACAUGUGAUCAGAAAGUUAUUUUUAAUCUU